Messenger RNA from Hyla sarda, 3888 nucleotides. It is a transcript of the gene OGA, whose product is annotated as O-GlcNAcase. Bases 396 to 3149 code for a protein of 917 amino acids. The record is from RefSeq and is a predicted model, not a curated record. Gene Ontology annotation, biological process: glycoprotein metabolic process. Gene Ontology annotation, molecular function: beta-N-acetylglucosaminidase activity. The transcript is spliced from 17 exons. NCBI's taxonomy places the organism in Eukaryota, Metazoa, Chordata, Amphibia, Anura, Hylidae.
CACGAGGGCAGACGCCGCCAGACGUCACGUCGCAAUUGUCUGGCGCAGUCCUGCCAGUAGUCUGGACGUUUUGUGAGGCCCCGCCCCCCUGACGUCACGCCGCAGGUUCGGGCGCCUGCGCAGUCUGGCGUAAACAGACACUCCGGCAGAAGACGUACGGCGGAUCGGUAAUUUGUUACCGGAGGCUGCAACGAAGGAAAACCGAGUCCUGAGCGGGAGGAGGGGGAAGACUGACAACCGGGCUGCCAGGCCGAGACCUCUCCCGUGCGCCCACCCGAGCUCCUGGCCCCCGUGGAGUAUUAAUAAUUUUUUUUUGUUGUUUGGAGUCUCAGAGGCGACUGGUUCCAUCCGGUUCCUGCGCCUGCGCACUGAGUCCCGUGCGGGAAGCUAACAGGAUGGUGCAGAAAGAUGGGCAGGCGGCGGCGGCCGUCAUCUCCGAGGCGGACAAGGAGGCCAACCCCAACCCUCUUGUGCCCGAGCUGGUGCCCACCGUGCCGGCAGGAGAGGACACCGACACGGAGACCGAGACCUCGGCGAACAGGAGGUUCCUGUGCGGCGUCGUGGAGGGUUUCUAUGGACGACCGUGGACUAUGGAACAAAGAAAAGAACUGUUCAGGAGACUUCAGAAGUGGGGCCUUAACACAUAUCUGUAUGCACCAAAAGACGACUACAAGCACAGGAUGUUUUGGAGAGAGAUGUACUCUGUGGAAGAAGCCGAUCAGCUCAUGACGUUGAUCUCUGCUGCCCAGGAAUUUGGAAUAGAGUUUAUUUAUGCCAUAUCUCCAGGACUUGAUAUAACUUUUUCUAACCAAAAGGAAGUGUCCACACUGAAGCGCAAGUUAGACCAGGUCACUCAGUUUGGGUGCAAGUCAUUUGCUCUUUUGUUUGAUGACAUUGAUCACAAUAUGUGCCCAGCAGAUAAGGAGAUUUUCAGCUCUUUCGCCCACGCACAAGUAUCAAUAACUAAUGAGAUUUUUCAAUAUUUAGGUGAACCCGAAAACUUUUUAUUUUGUCCUACGGAAUACUGUGGAACGUUCUGUUAUCCAAAUGUCGCCCAGUCACCGUAUCUGAGGACAGUGGGUGAAAAACUACUGCCUGGUAUAGAAGUUCUCUGGACAGGCCCUAAGGUUGUUUCUAAAGACAUUCCAGUGGAAUCCAUUGAAGAGAUUUCCAAAAUUCUCAAGAGGUCACCCUUGAUCUGGGACAACAUCCAUGCAAACGAUUACGAUCAGAAGAGACUAUUCCUCGGACCCUACAAGGGCCGCUCCACAGAACUUAUUCCUCGACUCCAAGGAGUUUUAACCAAUCCAAACUGUGAAUUUGAGUCAAACUAUGUCGCCAUUCACACAUUAGCUACCUGGUAUAAAUCAAACAUGAACGGAGUGAGGAAAGAUGUUGUAAUGACUGACAGUGAGGAUAGCACCGUAUCCAUACAGAUUAAAUUAGAGAAUGAAGGCAGCGAUGAAGACCUGGAAACGGAUGUACUUUAUAGUCCUCAAAUGGCCCUUAAAUUGGCGCUGACAGACUGGCUGCAAGAGUUUGGUUUGCCUCUUCAGUACAGCAACCGUCAAGUAGCCCACAGUGGAGCAAAAGCCACUGUUGUUGGAAUGGCGCCAUUAAUAUCCACCCCAUCCCUCAAUGCAUCAACAACCGUAACCACAGUUUACCAACAGCCUAUAAUGAGCCAAGGUACCGCACUAAGCACUGACCCACCAAUGUUGCCAAAAGAGGCGGAAAAGAAGCAACUUGAUGAGGAACCCAUGGAGAUGGUGGUAGAAAAGAUUGAAGACUUAAACAAGAACCAAAUCUUAACAGACUGUGUCGAGGCUAAAAUGUCAGAGGAUUUAAAGCCGAUGGACACCGAUAAAGAGAGUGUCGGCGAAGGCAAGUCUUCUGAGUCCUGUAUGCAGGAGGACGUGUGCAAUGACAUUGCGCCAAUGCAGACUGAUGAACAAAUCAACAAGGAACCAUUUAUCCCUGGUCCCAAUGAGAAGCCCCUCUACACGGCCGAAGCCGUCACCCUCGAUGACUUACAAUUACUUGCUGACUUAUUUUACUUGCCUUAUGAGCAUGGACCAAAAGGAGCACAGAUGCUAAAGGAGUUUCAAUGGCUACGUGCCAACAGCAGUGUGGUCAGCGUGAACUGUGUCGGAAAAGACACAGACAAAGAAAAAGUGGCGGCCAGACAAUACUUGCCUAUUUGGAUCACUGAAUGGAGAGCCAGAGCUGCAAAAUUUGAAGAGAUGUGCGGCGUUGUGAUGACCAUGUUCACCCGACUCUCCAACUGUCCGAAUCGGACCAUCCUCUACGACUUGUACCCCUAUGUCUGGGAUAUUAAGAGUAUAAUUUCUAUGGUGAAGUCAUUUGUUCAGUGGCUUGGGUGUCGUAGUCAAUCUUCAGCACAGUUCUUAAGUGGAGACCAGGAGCCCUGGGCCUUUAGAGGAGGUCUAGCAGGAGAGUUCCAGCGUUUGCUUCCAAUUGAGGGAGCAAAUGACCUAUUUUUUCAGCCUCCUCCCCUGACACCGACGUCUAAAGUCUACACAAUAAGACCUUAUUAUCCGAAGGAUGAGGCAUCUGUUUACAAGAUUUGCAGAGAAAUGUACGAUGACGAGAUGGACGAUCUGCCAUUUGAGAGUCAACCUGACUUAAUAGGAGACAAGCUCGUCGGAGGUCUUCUGUCCCACAGUCUUGACUACUGUUUUGUAUUGGAAGAUGAAGAUGGGAUAUGUGGCUAUGCUGUGGGCACAGUAGAUGUGACUCCUUAUCUAACAAAAUGCAAACAUUCCUGGAUUCCCUUCAUGCAGGAGAAAUACACCAAACCGAAGGCGGACAAAGAGCUGUCUGCUGCAGAGAAAAUAAUGCUCAGUUUUCAUGAGGAACAAGAAAUCUUACCCGAUACAUUCCUUGCUAAUUUCCCUUCUUUAAUAAAAGUGGAUAUUCAUAAGAAAGUUACGGAUCCUAGUGUAGCCAAAGGAAUGAUGGGGUGUCUUCUAUCUUCUCUUAAAGCUAAUGGUUCACGUGGUGCUUUCUGCGAGGUGAGACCCGACGAUAAACGGAUCCUCGAUUUCUACAGCAAACUCGGCUGCUUUGAAAUUGCCAAAAUGGAAGGAUUCCCUAAGGAUAUUGUUAUUCUCGGUAGAAGCCUAUGAAGACUAUAUAUUUGUUUCUGCGGAAUAAGCUAAGAAAACAGAUUAUAACAUCAUGCAAGAUGGCAGCAGGUUUACCAACAGGUUGUCUGGACUCUUCCUAUGCAUACUAUAACAGUACAAGUGGACGACUAAAAAAACACAAAAGGAAAAGAAAAAAAAAAAGUUUUUACGGCAAAUGUCUUUAAUCUUCUGUUGGUUGUUUGCAUGGGCCCCCACCCUUGGAGCGGCGCGCUCUACUAUAGGAGAACACGCGCCGGAUUUGUUUUUAUGUAGUUCUGAUUUCAGUACCUGAUACUUCACCUUCUGUUUUGCUAUCGUUUCAGGAUUUGACAGGAUUUUUUUCUUUCUUUUUUUUUUCUUUUUCCUUGCACGUUGGGAAAUCCAUAUUGCCAAUUUUCUGCAUUCUGUAAGCCAGAGAAAAGGGGGGGGGAUGAUACACGUAGCACUUGGUAUAGGAGGGAGUGAUGUGAGGUAGGACACAAGGGCCCAGCUUGUGAGUAUGAAGGACCAGCCCGAGUUUUGGGGACGGGGCCCUAGGACAAGCUGAGGUGGUGUGCGACCCAACAAAGAGAAGUGAAGCCUUUCUGUAAAUGAAACUGUAGAGAACUGUAUGUACAGUCUGUUUACCAUGUUAUGUUUUUUGUACAUUAUAUUCUGUUUCUUUUUACAAGUUUUUGAUCCAGCAUGGUUCACGUAAUACGAUGGUUAAAAAAGAAUUCAUAAGUGCUUAAACCUCGCA